This is a messenger RNA of Lytechinus variegatus (green sea urchin), 1119 nucleotides long. RefSeq lists its product as uncharacterized. Gene Ontology annotation, biological process: negative regulation of smoothened signaling pathway. The record is from RefSeq and is a predicted model, not a curated record. NCBI's taxonomy places the organism in Eukaryota, Metazoa, Echinodermata, Echinoidea, Temnopleuroida, Toxopneustidae. Gene Ontology annotation, cellular component: Golgi apparatus; ciliary membrane. The transcript is spliced from 2 exons. Bases 276 to 809 code for a protein of 177 amino acids.
GAUACCUACGUAGUAUACCUGUCAGGACAGCCCAGCUGAUCUCAUUGUACACAGCUCAUACUGGGUCUAAUAUUUUCAAAAUGGUAUGGAUUCUGGAAAAGCUCUUUCUCUGUAAAGAAAAAGUGAACAGAAAAUAGAAGCAUUCUGCAACCUAAAUGUGGAUUAGAAGACACACAGGAUGAAUACUGUGAAGACUGUUAUUCAACUGAUGUGAGCCAUUUAUUCCUGUACAGAAGUCUUCUUAGGGUAGAAAGUGGUGACAACUCAAUGCAGCCAUGGAUUCCUUUUUGAAAGCUGCAGGGGUGCUAUACUUUGUUGCUGUUGCACUUGCAAUGGUCAGCCUUGCUUUGCCUGAAUGGGUGGUGUCAGCAGAGCGCGAAGACCUACGUCUUGGACUACUGCAGCAUUGCCAACAGAUCCACGGUCGUCCCAUGCAGUGCAACUAUCGCUAUCCGCCAGAUGGACCGGUGUCAUGGAUCUUUGCGGCCAUCCUCAUCCUCCUUGGCGUUCUCGCGCUGACGAUCGGCAUGGUGAUGAUUGCGCUUUCGGACAAAAUGCCGCAGCUGAGGCGAUAUCCAAAGUACCUUGGCCUCGCAUCUUGGUCGCUAUUCUGUCUUGCCAUCGUCAUGUUCCCAGCGGGUUUCAAUCUCCCCUUGAUCGGUGGGGAGAGCUUUCUCUUGCCAAGUAGCGCUAAGACGGGGAUCUCGUACGGACUCUUCUUCACAGGGAUUUUGUGCACAGUCUGCGGGGCUGUGUUAGCGCUGGGAAGGAUGUACUUUGCAAUGAUCGUCUGGAGAGGACAUACAUGAAAAUGCUACAGACAACAAGUUUUUAAUGCAGACUUACAUGUACAAUGUAAAGUAGAAUAUAGAAUGUGAUUGAUUUGCCAUCAUUAUUCAAACUGUACAGAGAUUAUAUAGUUUAUGCAUACAAAGAGUAUUACCAGAAAUCAUGCAAUCUGUUUUUAAUGCUGAACAUUGACUGUUAGCUGCUUUUGUGAUUACGUACAUGUAUUUCUGAGGAACAAAAUGUGAAAGGCAGUUUCUCAUAAAGAAAUCCAUUACAAACUUUAUAUUUCAAAAAGAUUCAUCAGAUGUACAUGUACUCUAUUCACACCCG